UACAAUUAGUCACAUUUCUGCUAGAAUUAAGGCUACACAAUCAUGUCCUUUAUACUCAGGUGGACACAGGCCUCUAGCACGUGGGUGGGGUUUCAGGCAUGUGAAUCUUGAUGGUUGGCACAGUUUUAUACAGUGUCAUUGAGCUUAGCCACUACCAGCUACUACCACCAUAUAUCCCACAUGUAUUGUGUGUGGAUUACUCGAGUUUGUCUUCUUUUUCUUCUGGCUUUCACCUUGAGGACAUUUUGCACUCCUAAUGAUUUGGUCCAGUCAGUUAGGCAUGUGAUGGGAAAAGUCACUUUCCAUCAGAAGGAAGGAGGUGUAACGUACCUGAGAGAGAGCAGGGAGCUGGCGGCUAACCUCCCAACCAUGAUUUCAUUUCAGCUGUCUGAUCAACAGCGCAAUUUACGCACAUUUAAAUUCACAUACACCUGGGAUUUAGGCAAUGGGGACGUGAUCGUGGGCUCAGAUCCAGUCAUGCAAUGCAGAUAUGCCUCAUCAGGAAACUACAAGUUUAAACUGGAUGUAGGAGUACGGAUAAACAAAGUUGUAAGACUCACUGGACUCUACUCAAUGGAUCUGACUGUGCUCGAUGCUAUCAGUAGCAUUGAGCUAAAAGGACCACUUAGUUACAGUGUGAACCAAAGCAGCAGUUUAUCUUUCCUCAUUGCUGGAAGUCUGCCGGCAUGGCUGUGUUGGAGAGUCUUGCCUAAUUGUCGCUCGCUCAGUCAUGUUUCCUGCAAGAUGGAGAGGCUUUAUGAAAGACAGUUUGAGCUGAACUACACCUUCAAAUCUCUGGGCACUCACUGCCUGGACCUGAACGCUCAGAACGACAUCAGCGAGCUCCAGGCCUCCUACAGCGUAUAUGUGCAAAAGAACCCGGUGAGUCUCCUUAUCUUCAUCUUGCCUUGUGCUUCCCUGAUUAUUGCAGCCGUCAUCUUCAUCGCCGUCUCAGUGUGUCGCCCUCAGCAGGUACUUCUUCAGUCUAACGAGAGAGAAGCUACAGGUUACCUUUCUUUUGCAAAAACUGAGCAUCAGACCAAUAAAGUGGACAAUCCUGAGGAAAUUCAGUCCUUGAUCAUCUCUGAGACAAACAACAGUGAAGCCCUGCCUCAUACAUAGACCUAUUAGUGUUUUUAAUUAACACAGCUCUCUCAGUAACUCUUCACACAUCUGAUGUAUCUCACUGCUCAUAUUCAGCCAUUCAGCCCUGACACAGAAAAGCACUAAUCAUGAAUUAGCCGGAUCUGGGACUUCAUUUGGUCCUCCUGCGUCACUCUCUAUUCCCUGAGGAGUGCAUUUGGACUCGGUGACAUUUCUUUCUCUCUCAUGUUGUUUUUUUUCCAUUUGUUAAUGUCUGUGCUGCUGCUGUGUGUGUGUGUGUGUUUUUUUUCUUCAUCAGGUCUGAAUGGCUCUCGUACAGUCACUAAAUGAAAUGCAUGGACUUCUGCUCCUCUUUAUCACCCAUCUCUGCUUGUGAGUCAUCUGGAUGCUGGACUGGAUAUAGGCUUAUUGUAUGCUUUACUUUUCUAUGAAUGCAUUGAAUUGUGGACGUUUCAGCAGGGAGGCUUUCUAAGGCUCAAGUUCAGACUUGGAUCAGCCAGAAAAUGUCUUUAAAUAAGCUUUUUACAUCUGGCAGUGAUAUCUGUAGGCUGAGGCCAUAUGAGUUUGUGUUUAACUUCGCACAUCAAUAAAAAAUAUUCUAAAAAAAACUUCACUAAAUCACUAAGGCACUAAAUCAGUGCCUUGCCUGAUUUUGACUAAUAUUUAGGUCUGGGGACUGAGAUGGUCAUUCCAGAACGCUGUGCUUGUUCCUCACAGUGGAAACUGACAGCUGAAAUAUCUGAGAUAGCUUUUUGUAUCUUUUCACUAAAACAUGAUGUUGAACAAUCUUUGUUUUCAGAUCAUUUGAGAGUUGUUUUGAGGCUCC
Astyanax mexicanus (Mexican tetra) is the source of this 1930-nucleotide messenger RNA. RefSeq names its product transmembrane protein 130 (gene tmem130). The transcript has 8 exons. The record is from RefSeq and is a predicted model, not a curated record. Lineage: Eukaryota; Metazoa; Chordata; Actinopteri; Characiformes; Acestrorhamphidae. Bases 181 to 1122 code for a protein of 313 amino acids.